GUUCAGUUGAUUGCCACCUACCGCACAAACAUGUCUAAUAAUCUGCGCAUUCCAACUAUUUUACUAGUGUUUCUAUUUGCUGUAUCCAACGCAAGUGACUGUGUCAAAGAAAAAAUACAGUAUGAUAUCGCAAGAUUUACUUCAAGCUAUAAAGAAGAAAUAGAACACCACGACGAUGUCGUCAUUAAAAACGACAAAGAAGCUUUUUACAUUAACAUUACCGGUCCAGUGAAAAGUUUCUGCAAGGGUUCCAUAAAUAUCUCCGUAAGAUCCCAUCACUUUUGGUGCGGCGUUUCAACAUUAAAAACCAUAGAAGUUGGGGCGUUUGACAAUCAAAUCAUAGACAGUCAAUUUAUAAUAUCAGGUAACAAAAUCAAAGUUGUGCAGACAGGAUUAUUCCACGAUUUACAAGUUGAAUUAAUGGAUUUAAUUUACAAUGAAAUUGAAGAAAUUCAGGAAAACUCAAUUGUGAACUUACCUCAGCUGACUACGUUGCAUCUAAGCCACAAUAAGAUAUCAAACUUACAUCCUAAUGCUAUAAGAAACACACCUAAACUACAAUGGUUUGAUAUCAGCAAUAAUAACCUCAAAACCCUUGGUCCAAAGGUUUUCGACUUUCUUAGAAAGGAAGUUAUAGUCGGUAUAGGCGUUAGCGGAAAUAAUUUGGAAAAAAUCGACCCGAAAGCUUUCGAAGGCCUAAACAUUUACACUCUAGGUUUGGACAAUAAUCACCUGUCAACCAUCCCAGACACUAUCUUCACCAACAACAAGGAAUUAAGUGAGAUUCAUUUGGCGAACAAUAGUUUAACCUCGUUGAGUGACAAGUUUUUCGAAAUGAAGACUUUAAAUUUUAUUUAUCUGAGUGGGAAUGACUUUAAGUGCGAUACUAUUUUAAAAUUAAGGGAUUUGUUUAAGAGGGGAGGUUAUGUUAAGGAGUCACCUAAAAAUGGAAGAUUUGUGAAGAUUCUUAGUUACGACGAAAAAGAUUGUUAGUUUUAA
This is a messenger RNA of Brassicogethes aeneus, 999 nucleotides long. The record is from the annotation of a GenBank genome assembly. Lineage: Eukaryota; Metazoa; Arthropoda; Insecta; Coleoptera; Nitidulidae.